AUGCCUGAUGGUAUUUUUCCUUUCCAGAGACGGACCAAGCAGAAGGUUGUGACUGACUUUGCAACAGUGAGUAAGGGAGCAUCUGCAGCAGCCAAACCUAGAGCUGCACUGAGGCAGGUCCUGUUCAGCCAGGGAGUAUCUGAGAAGAACCCGACGUCUGAGGAGCGAGGUCAUCUGGAUUUGUUGAAGCAGGAGCUGGGGACCUACGCUGUGCCAGUGAGUCUAAAGUGGAGGUGGAAAGAAGAAAGUCGAGGAACGACACUGGAGAAUAACUGGACAGAUAUUGUGCACUCUCAUUCGACCAUGUCUAAGAUGCAGAGACACCAGCAGGAGGCGCUGUGGGAGUUUGUUCACACUGAGCUCACCUACAUCAACAAGCUAAUUAUCAUCAAAGACUUGGUUAUUGCAGCUCUUGUCAACCUGCACCAGCAUGGAUUUCUCCUGGAGGUGACCCCUGAGCUGCUUUUCUCCAACCUUCCCUCCAUUCUCUUCUCACACCAGCUGUUUUGGCAAGAGGUGAUUUAUCCCAUGUUACAGGAGGUCCGGAGGACAGGCAUGCCCUUUGACCCCAUGAGGUUAGAGGCCGGUUGCCUGCAGUUCCAUGAGUGCUUCUCUUCCUAUCAACAUUACUGUUGGGAGGAGGAAAACAAUCUUGAGUUCACACGCAGGCAGAUGGAGAGCAACCCACAUUUCCUCAUUUACGUGCAGUGGGUGGAGACUCACCCUCAGUGUGAGCGGAUGCGGCUCGGGGACAUGCAGGCCAAACCCCAUCAGAGGAUUACAAAGUAUCCUCUACUGCUCAAGGCAGUGCUGAAAACCACCCCAGACCCUCAUGCACAGCACACACUCAGAGGCAUGUUGUCCAGUGUAAACAGUUUUUUAGAGAGUAUCAAUGACUACUUGAAGCUAAAAGAUGAAGAACUCGCUCUCACCAUCUCUGCUCAGAGGGUGGAGGGAUACGAGGUGGAAGGAAUAAAUGAAGAAAUUGACAAGCAUGUCAGAGAGAUCUGUCAGUUUGACCUAACAUGCCCCAUCAGAGGAGUAGGUCCUGAAGUCGUACGUAAGCUGCUGCUGGAGGAGAACUUGAAGAUUCGAGGGAGAAAAGACAGCAAGCUGGAGGUGGUGGCUCUACUUUUCUCAGAUGUGCUUCUAAUGACCAAAGUCCAGAAGAAGGGAGAGCGGCUGAAGGUAGUUCGACCUCCUCUGGCCCUCGACAGAACAUACUGCAUAGCAGUGAAGGAUAGCUGUUCAUUCGUUCUUGUAGAGGUAGGUGAGCUUCAGUGCGCUAUGAAUGUCUACAUCUUUGCAGCCAGCACUUCAGAGAGCUGCUCCACAUGGGUCUCCACCAUCCAACAAGCAAAGGAAACACUGAGGAGCCUGAGAGAAACAGAGAACAACAGACAACUGGAAAUCUGGAAAUUCCAGCAGCUUGAGGCCAAACCUGUUACAGAAAUCAGCACGGAUGAUAUGGAGACAGAGGAACAACCUCUUAUAGAGUCAAGAUCAAGAGGAGAGACUUUUGUGGAUGAACUUACUGAAGAACCUAUUAGCCCCCAAUCAAUAAAUGGGAUGCUGGCAUCUAAAGAAGCAGGGGAGCAGUAUCAGCCUCCAGAUAAUGUGGUCUCUAGCGAUGCAAUUGUAUCUUUUUUGCACCCUGAGUACAACAACAAUAACCGUAAAGUAGUGCGUAAGGGCUUUGCUGGUAGGCAACAAGCAGCCAAAGCAUAUGAAUGGAUAGAAUUGGGAGUGAGAGGACAAGAAGUUGGAAUCUUUACAGAGGAAAAAGGGAAAAUGGUGGAAUCUCAGAUGACAAAGGAACAAAGAUCGAACUGGAACCACAGGGUGCAAUCUGCUCCUAAUCUGGAUAGUUUUACUCACAGUAAUGCAGCUCCAUUAAGAUACAACACUGGACCACAUUAUCUCUUGGAUGGAUAUCCAGAUAUUGACUAUCCAAUGGAUGAAGAUAAUACUUCACAAUCUCCUUACCAACCAACAAUAUCCAGAGAGGGGCCUGAACUUGAAAGAGCACCGGGAGAAGGAGGACUAUCAGCAAGGAGAGUCUCAGAUUCCCAGUCUGUGAACCAGCACACCACUAGAAAUUCCAGCUACAGCCAGUCCGAAGACAAUGAGACAUCUCCAGAGGCUUGGGGUUUCUCCAAAAACUUGAAGUCACCUGGGUUACAGAGAAGAAGGCCAGUUAGCAUCCCUCAGGGACCCUCCACUCAGAUGUCUAGGCAUUCAUUUCAAGACUCAAACAAAUUCUCCUUCUCCAACUCUGACUCAAACUACAACCUAAAUAUCAAGAGAAACUCUCUUCCUACUGGCCAAAACUCAGAUUCCCACCGGGUGCUAAAGCUGGGCUCCCUGAAGCAGAACCAAGGGAUGUUUUGGAACAUACAUGAUAGAGUCUCUCCAGACCCCCAAACAUUGUCUGAGUCUGAGCUGCCUGAUGUUAACUUCUAUAACAAUAGGCCCAAAUUGAAAACCCAAAGGAGUGCCUCCAUUCCUAACAUCAUCAUCGAAGGAGGCCAUGGACUUCGCAUGCACUCCAGUAGUCUGUACACAUUACCCAAAGAGAAGGACACACAAUUCCCCAUCUCAGGACAUAAUCCCAACGGACACCCCUCGCCUCUGGAGGGUCUUUUGGAAAAAGCCAAUGAGAGAGUGAGAGACAGAGAUGGAUUAAAAAGAGACAGAAAUUUGAAAACAGCUAAUUUGAAGUCAAGGUAUCCUCCAUCCCCCUCGUUUUCCACCACACCAUCACCAUCGCCCAGUGAUGGAGACAGAGACACAGAGUGGGAGGAGGAGGUGGAGCUAAUGAGACACAGAGCACCCACAGUGAGUGAAGGAUGGAAGGAGCAGCUGGUGGACGGAGAUGGAGAUGAAGAUGAGAAAAGGGACAGUGUUGUCUUUACGGAUGGUGUAAAUGUGGACUGGUCAGGAUGGUGCUUCGAUGAUGAUGAAGUCAUGGAUCAUUUACAGCCUCAAGCCAGGGGGCUUCUGGAGGACAUCAACCAAUCUCUGACCUCUUGUUAUCUCUACGAACGUUCAGAGCAAGAAGACGGAGAGUGUAGUCAGGUGUAACCCUGAAGCUGCACUACAGAGUCCAGUAGUCACUGGAAUCUGAAUCCAAGACACUGAAGGGACAAAUUAACUAAAUUUUUAUGAGAAGCCGAAGCACAAAAGAGGAGAUAAUCUGUUGUUGACACAGAAGUCUUUUCAAUCAGAAUUUAUGGCCAAUAAUAAUUCUGUAAUUAAUGUAAAAUAAUGUAGUAUGUAUUUUUUAGAAUAAUACAUAAACAUGUGUUCCAUGUUUUGUGUAACUAUAAUGAAACAUUAUUUUUUAUAAAUUACUGUAUAUAUUAUUU
Molecule: messenger RNA, 3368 nt
Organism: Morone saxatilis (striped sea-bass)
Lineage: Eukaryota; Metazoa; Chordata; Actinopteri; Moronidae
Gene: plekhg6
Product: pleckstrin homology domain containing, family G (with RhoGef domain) member 6
Exons: 13
Coding region: 1-3084 (1027 amino acids)
Biological process (GO): endothelial cell migration; Rho protein signal transduction
Cellular component (GO): endocytic vesicle; plasma membrane; axon
Molecular function (GO): guanyl-nucleotide exchange factor activity
Source: RefSeq, a predicted model, not a curated record